Molecule: messenger RNA, 1446 nt
Organism: Sphaeroforma arctica JP610
Lineage: Eukaryota; Ichthyosporea; Ichthyophonida
Exons: 7
Coding region: 246-1169 (307 amino acids)
Molecular function (GO): oxidoreductase activity, acting on the CH-OH group of donors, NAD or NADP as acceptor
Source: RefSeq, a predicted model, not a curated record
AUAUGCAGCAGCAAUGCAACAUUCCAGUAUCCAGAGAGAGGCCUUGAGAAAAAAAAAAGUCAACAAAGUGUCGCGUCAUAUUUAGUUAUGGCUAAAUGUCAUCCCAAUACAAAGACUGUAUCAGUGCAUCAUGGUACAUUUUCUAUACAAUCUGAAUAAAUUGGAACAGUACAUGCGACAAAUCACACACACUGGCAAUUCUAUACUCGAAACAAGUGUAGUAUAGUGAUAUCUCAUACAAAACAAUGAUGACUGUAUUUGGGCAGGAGCCCCUGAAUUUACUACCUGCUCUGAUUUCCAUCAUCUUCUCGACACUGAAGUAUAUAAAGGACACCAUAUUCCCUACGUAUGCGGAUUUGAAGGGCGAGAUUUGCUUCCUUACGGGUGCGGGUGGUGGUCUAGGAAGAGAGAUUGCUAUCAAAUUGGCCAAGCAGGGCGUAUACAUGUGCCUGUGCGAUCUUAACCUGGAUAGUGCUAAGGUAGUUGAAGCUGAAAUCAUUGGUCUUGGAUACAAAGCAAAAGCCUACAAAUGUGAUGUAGCAAAUCCACAGAACAUCGCCAAGCUUGCAGAGCAGAUCAAGAAGGAAGUUGGUGAAGUUACCAUAUUGAUUAACAACGCUGGUAUGGUUUCUGGCAAGCGCCUGUUUGAGGCUACGGAUUCCCAGAUCAACAACACCUUCAAGGUCAAUACCCUAUCUCACUUCUGGGCAGCCAGAACUUUCAUCCCCACGAUGGUCAAACGUAACCAUGGUUAUGUAGUUACCGUUGCCAGUAUCGCGGCCUACAGUGCCACACCGGGUCUAUGUGACUACGGUGCAUCAAAGGCGGCUUUGAUCGGUUUCCAUGAUGCUCUGCGUAUGGAGGUUCAAGAGGCCGCAAAUGUCAAGCUGCUGUGUGUGUGCCCAUAUCUGAUCAGAACGCCAUUGUUUAACAAAGCCAAACCAAUGAAGUUGGCGAGCAUCGUCCCAACACUCGAUCCGGUGGAUGUAGCUGAGAAUCUAGUCAGGGGCAUACGGGUGGGAAGUGACUUCGUGCUGAUGCCUGGUGCCAUGUGGGGCAUUCCACUGCUUAAAGCAGUGCUACCCACUCCAGUAGCUGACUAUAUCAACUGUCUGUUGGGGGCGGAAACCUUUAUGGAUGCUUACCGAAACAAGGCCAGAACGGAAUAAGAGCUUGUGCGCCAUCAGACACAGUGAAUUCUCAAUAGCUCCUUGAUCUACCCAGGCGCCAGUUAUUUUGGGGCUAAAAUGGUUAUAGCUAGUGAAAAAACGAGUCGAUUUGAGGGGAAAUCCGCUUUUUUUUUCUAUCGAGCUUGUCGUAUAGACAAGAAUGGAGGGUGUCUUGAAAGCCGUGUUUUCAAUAGUAGUGUAGGAACAUCUUGAGCUGUGGAAUACCGCACGCAACUACGUCAAGGAUUCAGAACAUUGACAUGCAUUAAAAAUUGGC